This is a messenger RNA of Ananas comosus (pineapple), 2188 nucleotides long. RefSeq names its product WEB family protein At2g38370-like. Bases 215 to 1927 code for a protein of 570 amino acids. The transcript is spliced from 2 exons. NCBI's taxonomy places the organism in Eukaryota, Viridiplantae, Streptophyta, Magnoliopsida, Poales, Bromeliaceae. The record is from RefSeq and is a predicted model, not a curated record.
UCCCGCAACUCAAACACCUUUCGCACCUUCGUCCUCAUUUUUCCCCCUCUCUCUCUCUCUCUCUCUCUCUCUCUCUCUCUCUUCUCCUACCUCCACAUUCGAGCUCCACUACAUCUCUCUUCUAGGGUUUUUUCAUCCCCGACCCGUCCCAAUCCCGUAUCUCUUUGCGGAGAAGAAGAAGAAAAGGCGAGCGGAAAGAGGGGAAGUUUUGCUCAUGGAAGAAACCCUAGCUCCGGCUCCGAGCGGCGGAGGAGAAGGUAUGGCGCCGCCAGUGGCCGAAACCCUAGCGAUGGCGGCGGCGGCGGAGGAGGAGGAGGAGGAAUCGCCGUGGAUGGGGAGGGUGGAGAUCGACACGUCGGCGCCGUUCGAGUCGGUGAAGGAGGCGGUCGACCGCUUCGGCGGGAGCGCCGUGUGGAGGUCUCAGCUCAAGCAACUCUUCGCCCCUGAGAAAAUUCAUGGUUCUGAGGAUGUUGAUGUUAUGAAAGUGGAAGAACAAACCGCACAGCUGGAGAAGGAUCUCAUCGUCAAAGAGAGGGAGACGCUUGAAGUGUUAAAAGAGCUAGAGGAGACCAAGAAUAUCGUAGCCAGCUUAAAGUUGAGAAUCCAGAGUGAAACUUCCGAUGCUGAUGUAAAUUUGAACUCGGAUAAUAGAAAGGUGCAUCCUAUAUCUGAUACGGAAGAGAAUAUGUCUGGAAAUUUGGAGAACCGUGAUGAUAUUGAAGGUGUACUACGGCCCGAUCAACCUCCGGGUCAGAUCUUGAUGGAACUGAAGCAGGCGAAGAUGAAUCUUAAUAGAGCGACAGGCGAUCUUGCUGGGAUUCGGGCUUCAAUUGAUUUACUAAAUUGUAAAAUAGAGAAGGAGAAGACAUUGCUUGAGAAAACCAGAGAGAAGUUAUCUUCUAAAACUUCUAUCAUUUCUUCAUUGGAGGAAGAAAUCAACCAAACGACACUGAAAAUGCAGGAAAAAGAUUCUGAGACUAAGAGUUGUGAAGAUCCCUCGGAUACUACGAGCGAGAUCAAACAAUUGAACAAUGAGAUAGAAAAGUCUAGAGGCAUGAUAGAUGCUGCGAAAUCUGAGGUUAUGAGAUUGACAGCGGAGAUUGAGCAAACAAAGAGUAGCAUCAGAACCGCUGAAAUUCGGUGGCUUGCAGCCAAGAAGAUGGAAGAGGCUGCCAAAGCAGCAGAAGCCAUUGCUCUUGCUGAGAUCAAAGCUCUAAUAAACACUGAAAAUUCUACAAUCAACGCUGAAAGUACUUGUAGUAUAACUCUUUCGAUGGAGGAGUAUCUCAUGCUAACUUAUAAAGCUCAAGAAGCCGACGAAAGAUCCAGAGAAAGAAUUGCAGAUGCUAUGAUCAGAGUUGAUGAAGCGAACCAGUCGAAAUCGGAGUUACUGUUGAAGGUAGAAGGAGCAAAACUAGAGGCAAAAGCAAGUAAGGGAGCACUGGAAGAAGCACUUUUGAGGGAAGAGGCCGCUAAUCGAGGAAAGCUCGCUGUUGAAGAAGCCCUUCGGAAAUGGAGAUCCGAACACGGUCAGAAGAAACGCUCGGUUCAAAGCAAUGCCAAGUUCAAGAAUUCCACUCAUCAUCGAAGAGAUUCAUCUCGCGUGAUCGAUCUCAACGGGACAAACUUGACUAGUGACGGUCCGAGGAGUACAUUAAGGCCGACAAUGACUAUCGGGCAGAUACUUAGCAUGAAGUUGACGAGUCCAGAAGACUACGAUACGAGCAUAGUCGAGAAGAAAAUCGAAGAGCCCAAAGCAAACUCUCUGGGCCAGAUGCUGAAUAGAAAACACGGAAUGCUUUCUACGAAAGAUGGGUCGGGGUCGGCUCGGAAGCAAAUACCCGCGAAGAGGAAGAAGUUCGGGUUUGCUGGCUUCUCGACACUCCUGGCGAAGCAAAACAAGAGCAAGAAGAAGAGACAGACUUGACGCCCAAGUUCUAAGCUAGUCAUGAGUUACUAAUUUACCUCCUAUGCUGUACCUUUUUUUUUUCUUUCUUUCUUUUAUCCUUUUAGUUACUUAGAUGAUUGUAAAAUAGGUCUAAUGCAUGGUUGUUAUUAGGUUACUUCUAAGCAUGUCUUAAGGUACUCUGAUAUAUGUAGGUCUAAUGGUUGUAAUUGUGCUUCGAGUUGUCGGUUAUUUAGUGUUACAUACUAGUAUAAAUUUGAGUUUCUAGAUCUUAUUAAGUAA